This is a messenger RNA of Paramecium octaurelia, 1574 nucleotides long. Lineage: Eukaryota; Ciliophora; Oligohymenophorea; Peniculida; Parameciidae. The record is from the annotation of a GenBank genome assembly.
AUGGAAUCUCAAAAUUGUAAUUAACCAUCAUUUAACAUUAGCAUUGACCAAAUCAUUAAUGGAAGGAUUUGAAAACAUAUUACUGACUUAAACUUAAUUCACAACACAAAGGAGGAAAGUCUUUUUGGAAGACAAUCUCAAAUAUGGAAAAGAGAUUGAGAGAGAUUACAAUAAAUUGUAAGAUAUAAUUGAUGUAAACAAUAUCCUAAACUUUCUUAGAAUUUGCAAGCCAAAGUUGAUAAAAUAAUUAAAUCUCAAGAAGAUGAUUUUAUGAUUGCAUAUAAAGAACAAAUGGCUGAAAUAUAAAAAGAAUUAAAGGCAAUGAAAAGAAAAAUAGAUGAAGAGACACUUCGAUAAAAUUCAGAUGAAAAAAAAAGAAUUUUAGAAGAAGAGAGAGAUUAUUUUAGGGAAGAAGCCUUGAGAUUGGAUAAAUUAUGUUAAGAACAAAUAAGAACUAUUGAAGAAUUAAAAUUUAAAUUGAAAAUAACUUAAGAGGAAAAAUAGUAUUAUGAAUGUUUUGUUAUCGGUAUAUUAAUUGUAUGAAGAAUUUAGAUUCUAAAAAAGAAAAUAAAGCCUUGAAAUAGGAGCUACUUUAAUUAUAUAAAUAGAAAAGUGAAGAAUAAAGAAUUGGCUAAAGAGUGAGUUCUGUUGGAGAUAUUAAUCAAAAGACAGUUAUAAAAAAAAAUAUUGAUUAUAGAACAUUUACAUAAGAAGGAACACAAUUUACAGCGAUUAAAGAUGAACAGGGAGAAAUAUCGAAAAGAGAAUUUUCAUCUAAUAAAUCAGGAUAAAAAACAUAAUUAUCAAGCAAAAUACAAGAUUAUGGGUCAUCAUAACAUGAUAUUUUUAGAAGAGAAAUGUCGUCCUAAUAACGUAGCAGAUACAAUUAGGACAUUCAACAAGUAUUACCUUAAUUUAUUAGAUUUAAGAUACCACAAAAUAGGAACAGAUUUAAGAACUUAGAUCAUAACUAUAAAAAGAAAAAUAAAUAAAUCAAUUAUUAAAGGCUGAGCUGUCUAAAUACAAUUGCUAAAAAGGAGAAUUAGAAUAAAUUCUGAUAGAUUGUGUCAAUGAAAUGAAAAAAGAAGUCUAAAAUAGAUAAAGUUAAUAAAAAUAGUUCUUUUAACAUAGACCUACUUCGUAUUCAUAACCUAAUAUAGAGGGCGAAAAGCAAUACUCUCAAUUUACUCAUACUGACAAGAUGUACAAUACUUAUAAAUAUAUAAUUAGACAACUGUUAAAACGAUUCAUUUCGAGUGAUGAAUUUUUAAAUCAGUUAUAUUAGAUUACAUUUAAUAAUUAGAUGCAGUUGUCAACUUAAUUAAAAUUAAAUGAGAAAUGGAAAAUUGAUGCAGAUGAAGCGGCCAAAAAGUUUUAUAAUUUCAAAUAAUUUAAGUAUAGAUAUAAAACAAGCCAACGUAUAUUUAUUUAUAACUUUAGCAAUUUUAAAAACUUCCUUAAUAAAAAGGCAAGACAAAGAAGUUGUUUAAACCUCAUCUAAUUACAAUGAUAAAACUAGGGAACUUAUAGAUUAAAUCAUUAAAGUUGAUUAAUCUUGAUUAAUCUUGAUUGCC